Messenger RNA from Metarhizium robertsii ARSEF 23, 411 nucleotides. RefSeq lists its product as uncharacterized. The transcript is spliced from 2 exons. The record is from RefSeq and is a predicted model, not a curated record. The coding region runs from base 1 to 411 and encodes 136 amino acids. Lineage: Eukaryota; Fungi; Ascomycota; Sordariomycetes; Hypocreales; Clavicipitaceae.
AUGAGCAACAAAAGCCCUGUUUCUGUUGAAGAAGUAUCGGAUGAGGUUUUAAAGGAUCACCUCGCCGGCUCCUGGGUGGAGUUGAAGAUAGAGAACUGGAAAGAAGAAGGUUGUAUUGCCCUUGCAAAUGUCGGCCUAGAAGAUCCAACGAAGUUAUGGAACGACAUCAAGCAUGUUUUGGGUGGGCGUUAUGGAGAAAAGAGUGUGCAUCCCAAGAUUCUUAAAACUGAGGGUGAAGAAUGCUUAUUUGUCGUCAUUAAUGAAAAGGAUUAUGACGAUGGCCGUACCCCUCUCGCCCAGCAAAUCAUGAAGAAAACCAGGGCUAUCGAUCUUGAAUUCUUAGAGGAACCGGCCGUGGGUAAAGCCCUCGUCAAGUGUGAGAAUCAAUUCAAUAAAUGGUUCUCUAUUUAG